AACGCAAAGCUUUGUUUCGAGUUGACGGUCGGAGACAUACGCGGGCUGUACGAGUAGAGAGCUUGUCCUGGUUUGGCGUUGCCGCGGAAACUGAAAUAAUAAUACAGGUCAAGAUGGCUGUUCCCCAACAGCCCAUAUCUAUAGCUGCGAGCCUUGACUCUCAGACAUUGGUGGCUACUGUAAGUGGCAACAUUCAGAAACACAGUAUCAAGAAAAAGAAGGUGCUGAACACAGAAGAGAAUGACUUGUUUGAGCUCACUCAGGCUGCUGGCAUUGCAAUGGAUCAAGAAGUCUUUAAGGUGGUUCUGGAUCUGCUGAAGAUGAACGUGGCUCCCCUGGCAGUGUUCCAGAUGCUAAAAGCGAUGUGCGCUGGUCAGCGAGUAAGUGACGCCUCAUCUGCAGAGAGCUUGCCCAACACUCACCAGUCCGGGCUGCCAGAAUCCAGAGUUCGUUUCCCUGCCAAGACCAGUAAAAUCCCUGCACCUCUCUCCUUUUCCUCUGUCCUUCGGCCUCCAAGAUUAGCCAUUAAGAAUGUGGUCUGCAGUCCUGCUGAUGCGUCCUCACCACUCUCUCAAGGUCCCCCUGGUUCCUUCCAGUUUUCUUGCUGCCUCUUUUCACCUUUUACAGUGAGAAGCAAAUCAAGUUGUGUGCCAGCGGGCAGCCAGGCCCCAGCAGAAAGGAGCAGCAGCAGUCGUGACAGCUCAGGCCAGCGUGUUCCUCGGCAGCCCAGCGCCUCAAGACUUCAAAAAUCGGCAAAAGGCACAGGAGUGAACAGUAGCGCUCCGCCACUUGCACCCAGCUAGCGCCACCUAAGCAGACGCACAAAGCCUGAAAGGGAUUCCACUGUACAGAAGCUCCAAUAAACCUCUCUUUACAAAAAUGCUACUGACCACAGCUCAAGGCAGUUUGUCUAAGUGGUUCUUGGAUUGUGUCCUACAGAACUUCGUGCUCCGUUUAUCCACAUUCUUGACAAGUUUGAUCAUUUCCUUCCAAGUUGGUUGGUCGGUCAACUACUACCAUCAUAAGCUCCUAUACAAAUUAAUGUGAGAUAACACAGUAAAUAAAAAGGGGUACUCGGGCUGCAUCCUUACUACUACGUUUCUGUUUAAAAGUAAUAUUUUUUAAAUGAAAAUGAUCUCCAUCCAUACUAGCACUUUCACAUUAAUAACAAAAUUAUCCCUGUCCGAAACCAAAGGCGGCUUAAGAUGUAGUGUGAGGGAUGGCCAGCGUCCUUAUCUGUCCUCAAGAUUGUCAGACGGGGGAGACAACAUGCACAGGAUAUUGUCUCCCCAAGAAUAUUAGAUGGCUGCCACCCCUGGGUUGCAGCAGGGCUAAGGAUUCCCACUAGGCAUCAUGGGACUUGGAGUUUGUUGACUCAGCCCUGUUGGGCUCUGUGGCUGCCGCAGUUGCUGGGGAGCCUAGCUUCAUGAGGCAUCCGCCUUACCCAGAAGUGCAUUUGCACCAUGUGAAUGGAACAGUGGAAGUAUGAAGCUGGGAGAUUGGAAGGCAGACGAAGCUUGCGAGGAGGAGUAGGGGAGGCAGUGAGCGGUGGCAGAAAAAGGUAAAAAAGCGCUGAGCUUGUGCAUUGCUUAUACUUGUGGCUAUGGUGAGAAACACUUGCUUAAGAAGAAUUUCCCACAAUAAAAGACUCUUUUAACUUGUG
Molecule: messenger RNA, 1663 nt
Organism: Polypterus senegalus (gray bichir)
Lineage: Eukaryota; Metazoa; Chordata; Cladistia; Polypteriformes; Polypteridae
Gene: mzt2b
Product: mitotic spindle organizing protein 2B
Exons: 5
Coding region: 114-803 (229 amino acids)
Cellular component (GO): spindle; centrosome
Source: RefSeq, a predicted model, not a curated record